This is a messenger RNA of Coniophora puteana RWD-64-598 SS2, 1316 nucleotides long. RefSeq lists its product as uncharacterized. NCBI's taxonomy places the organism in Eukaryota, Fungi, Basidiomycota, Agaricomycetes, Boletales, Coniophoraceae. The transcript has 4 exons. Gene Ontology annotation, molecular function: L-glutamate N-acetyltransferase activity, acting on acetyl-CoA as donor; L-glutamate N-acetyltransferase activity, acting on acetyl-L-ornithine as donor. Gene Ontology annotation, cellular component: mitochondrial matrix. The record is from RefSeq and is a predicted model, not a curated record. Bases 418 to 1002 code for a protein of 194 amino acids. Gene Ontology annotation, biological process: L-arginine biosynthetic process; L-ornithine biosynthetic process.
CGUAGAUUCUCACGGCUUCUACCAUUAGUUUUUACCUAUCCUAUCCUCGGAGCUGCGAGCCAUAUACUCGAGUACAACGUCCUCACCGCCUUCCAGAAGCUAUCUGAAACAUGCAGCAUCGUCUUCGGUCCGUUCUUGAUGGCCCCUUCAGCAUCUAAGUAUCACCCAUGCCAUUCCGAGUCCCAUCUUCACUUUGCGCCUGAUGCUCAAAGCUACUGAUGCACUCCUCAAACCCCAUGGAUCUUCCUCCUCUUCCACCAAGCCCAGCCCGCUCGCUAUUUCCACAAGCGUCAUUCGCGUGCCCCCUCUCGUAUCCCGCAUCCUCUCCGCCAUGCUCGCGCAGUACCCUUGGACACCCCCGAUACGUCAGGGGCAUGGGUCGCCGCCUUGGCGAUGCAGGGUCAGGUGGGAUAAGCGAUGCAAAGGGUCUGGAUACGACCGUCACCACCUCUGGGGUCCACUAGCGUGGGUGCGAUAGGCGAAGCUGAGUACGUGGUGGAGAUUCCCGAGGAAGGUGAUUCGGCCGCACUCAAGGCGUUUCGGGAUGCGCUCACGGGUAUGGCGGGUGACCUUGCGCAGUUGGCGGUGGGGGGCGACGGGGACGUGACCAAGUUUGUCGAGAUUAAGGUCAAGGUGCCAACAUUCGAGGACACCAGCAUCCUCUCGCGCGCCAUCUUCACCUCGGCACUCGUCAAGAUCACGCUAUACGGCGAAGACGCAAACUGGGGCCGCAUCCUCUCCGCGACCGGUCCCGUCGCCACCCGCCUCUCUACCCCGAUCAACCCCUCUCACGUCAGCGUCACAUUCACCACCAACCCUACCUCUUCCUCCUCUCCCCCGUCUCCCUCCUCGCCAAAGCUUAUGCCCGCCGUAACCCCCUCGGUGCUCGCUUUGAAGCCACCCAUGUCCUCGGCCGUGCCCAGCGCGCAGUUCUGCAAUGAGCAAAGGAACAUUAGGGAUCUCGAGGUGCUCAAGGGCGGCGAGCUUAUCAAGUUCAGCUAGGGGCACGCCAAGUGCUGCCUGGUGAUGAGGAUUUCGGAAUUGUGUUAGACGUGCUGGACAGGAGGAGGGUGCUGGACGUGCGAUUUCCAGCUUCAAAUAUGCGCAGACCAACAGGGAUUAUCGCAGCUAAUUACGUGCAAAGCGAUGAGCGCUGGCUAGGCGACGCAACUCGGCGGCUCUUGUGUGUUUUCUCUUAUGUUGCGCUCAUUAGGCAUUGAUAAAACCUUUAUUUCUUUAAACUGUACACUCCUGUUUCUAGAACGUGAAGAAUGAUCUCGGGCCUUCGGGUGAUCGUGCCAGCAAUUAGAUGCAAG